Uranotaenia lowii is the source of this 1828-nucleotide messenger RNA. It is a transcript of the gene Gasp, whose product is annotated as protein obstructor-E. The transcript is spliced from 5 exons. NCBI's taxonomy places the organism in Eukaryota, Metazoa, Arthropoda, Insecta, Diptera, Culicidae. The record is from RefSeq and is a predicted model, not a curated record. Bases 262 to 1053 code for a protein of 263 amino acids. Gene Ontology annotation, molecular function: chitin binding. Gene Ontology annotation, cellular component: extracellular region.
CUUUUAAUACAGUUUUCUUAGAGGUUUCGUGGCGUUCGGAUAAUCCUUGUUAGCAAAAGUGCCCGCAGCAGUUUGGGUGUUUAGAAACUAGACCAUUCUAGACUCGGCAGUGAUUCGGUGUGAAUAACUCUAAAGUUCUGGACAUUCCUUUCGCUGGAAAGCGUGUGAAGUGACUAUUCCUUGUGGAAAAGGACAUUUUCGGUUUCAUUUGUGGUUUCAUUUUUUCGGAAGCGGAAACGUGAAAUUUUCAUAGUGUUAAUCAUGAAGUACAGCAUAGUUUUUGUGGUUGCUUUGUUUGGAGCCGCAAUGGCCCAGGAAAGCUUCAAAUGUCCAGACGACUUUGGCUUCUACCCACAUCACACAUCCUGCGACAAAUACUGGAAGUGCGACAACAACGUGGCCGAGCUGAAAACCUGCGGCAAUGGGCUUGCCUUCGACGCGACAGACUCCAAAUACCUGACGGAGAACUGCGACUAUCUGCACAACGUGGAUUGCGGUGACCGCACGCAGCUCGAACCACCAAUUUCCACCCCACAUUGCGAGCGCCUGUACGGUAUUUUUGCUGACGCCGGAAAGUGCGACGUUUUCUGGAACUGCUGGAACGGUGAAGCCUCUCGCUACCAGUGCUCUCCCGGAUUGGCCUACGAUCGUGAAGCCCGUGUCUGCAUGUGGGCCGAUCAGGUUCCGGAGUGCAAGAACGAAGAAGUGGCCAACGGAUUCACCUGCCCAGCUGCUGGCGAAAUCUCGAACGCUGGAUCGUUCUCGCGACAUGCUCACCCAGAGGACUGCCGAAAAUACUACAUUUGCCUGGAUGGUGUUGCCCGCGAAUACGGAUGCCCAAUCGGAACCGUCUUCAAGAUCGGUGAUGCUGAUGGCACUGGAAACUGCGAAGACCCAGAAGAUGUUCCCGGAUGUGAGGAUUACUACGGUGAUUUGGACUUGAAAAGCAUCCGUAAGAGCGAACUCCUUGCCGGUCUAGCCCUCCAGAACGGUUCUGGACAAGGAACCAAAGCUCAUACCAAAUCCAACCGCCCUGUCGGCAAGGAAAACUAAAAAGCAUCAGUGAUUCUUACAAUCUCUAGCUUUUUCCCCCAAAGGAAAGAAUAGAAACAAACAAACAAACAAAAACACACACCCCCACAAACAAAAAAACACAAAUGUACACUUCAACCGAGACCUAGUUGAGAGACCUUGUAGACGCUAGGAGAGCGUUAGCGGAACUAGUAUCUAAGAAGUCGUCGAAAAGAUUUUUGGAACAUCCUCCGAUCAAACAUCCGAUUCCCUCGCGGAGGGUUGAUAGACUGUUAUUAAAGUAAAGAUUUUAGAUAAGUGAUAGUCAGAGAGGAAAUACUCAAUUAACUGCUGAAAUUUCUGUGGAACAUAAGUAUUUGAGUACUUUUUUAAAAAACAAGAUUGAUUUUGAGAAAUUAUAUAUCUCUAGUGAGGUGAGCUUCGCUUUUAACAGAGACACGAGUUUUAAUUUAUUUAUUUUCCUUACCCUUCUUAUAUUGUUAAGAAGACGCAGUGAAGCACUCAAAACCUUUCAAUAGUGUACUUUUCAUACCCUUUAAUGUGGAAAACAAAUCUGCCAUUACCUUGUUCCUUCUCUUAGGAUCCUCUAUGAAAUACCUUAGCAAAACAGAACCUCUCAUUUGAUAACAAUUUUCACCGACUGAGGAGUACUGCCUCGAAAAACAAAUUUCAACUUUUCUAUGAAAAAGAGAUUUCAUUUGUAUGUAAAAAUCGGAAAAUUCAAAUCCUUACACCGAAACCUAAGAAGAUGAAAAAAAAAACAAUAAAAAAUAAAUGGAAAAUAAAAACAACUAAA